Elephantulus edwardii (Cape elephant shrew) is the source of this 1836-nucleotide messenger RNA. It is a transcript of the gene ZFR2, whose product is annotated as zinc finger RNA binding protein 2. Gene Ontology annotation, molecular function: zinc ion binding; single-stranded RNA binding; double-stranded RNA binding. Bases 1 to 1836 code for a protein of 611 amino acids. Gene Ontology annotation, cellular component: precatalytic spliceosome. The record is from RefSeq and is a predicted model, not a curated record. NCBI's taxonomy places the organism in Eukaryota, Metazoa, Chordata, Mammalia, Macroscelidea, Macroscelididae. The transcript has 14 exons.
AUGGCGCUGGGAUCGCCCCAGCCGCAGGCCGCCUGCAGCCAGCCCGAGGAGGGACCGGCCAGCACCCCCAGCACAGAGGCCCCAGGCCAGUCGCCCACCCACAAGGGCCCUGGGGAGGCCUCUGGCGACUCACCUGACACAGAGCCAGUGGGGCCCGACUACGUGGAGGAGGUGCGCGAUGAGGACGGGAAGAUGGUCCGCUUCCACUGCAAGCUGUGCGAGUGUAGCUUCAACGACCCCAACGCCAAGGACCUGCACGUGCGGGGACGGCGUCACCGGCUUCAGUACAAGAAAAAAGUGAACCCCGACCUGCCGAUCGUGGCGAAGCCCAGCGGCCGGGCGCACAGGCACAUGGAGGACAAGCUGCGGAAGCAGCGGCAGAAGGAGCUGGCGCGGCGCCGCGAGGUGGUCCAGCACUGGCACUCGGAGAUGAGGUGGGCGCCGUGGGCCAGAUCCGAGCCCGCCCUCCCCGCCUCCAAGUGCUGUGGGGAAAGGCUCACUCGGGAACAUGGCGGCACAGCCCUACGCUGCCGCGUGGGGAUCCCUGCGAGCCAGGCGCAGCAGCAGACAGCACAGGCUGCUCCCCACGGCCUGGCCCUGCUGUCCCACGUCCACCGGCAGGAGCAGCACUACCAGGAAGGGUCGUGGCAGCGGCGCGGGGAGGGGCAGCCACUGUUGGGGGAGCACCCGCGCUGGACGUCGCCUGAUGGGCCACCCCCCCCACUCAUGGGCCAGUCAGGAGCAUCUUCAGGGCCCCUCCUGCCAGCGCGGCCGGAGUCCAGUGACGACCGCCACGUGAUGUGGAAGCAUGCCACCAUCUACCCUACUGAGAGCGAGCUGCAGGCCGUGCAGAAGGUCGUGUCGCACUCGGAGCGCGCGCUCAAGCUGGUGUCCGACGCGCUGGCUCAGGAGAGGGCCGCCAGCUCCCCAGAACAGGACGGGGAGCGCAGUGCCAGCCCCUCCUCAAGGGUCCUGAAGGGCGUGAUGAGGGUCGGCCUCCUGGCAAAGGGCCUCCUCCUGCGCGGUGACCGGCAUGUGCGCCUGAUCCUGCUCUGCUCGGAGAAGCCCACGCGGGCCCUGCUGCACAAGAUCACCGAGCGGCUGCCCCAGCAGCUCCUGGUGGUGACUGAUGAGAAGUACGAGGUGUCUUCAGACUCUGAGGCCAGCAUCACCAUCUCCUCCUGCCAGGAGCCCCGCAUGCAGGUGACUGUGUCUGUCACAUCACCCUUGAUGCGGAAGGACCCCACUGCAGACCCAGACCAAGCUGAAGAGGCAAGCCCCGACCCCGAGGACAUGCUGAGCCCAGAGAAAUGCCUGGAGUCCCUGGCCGCCCUGCGCCAUGCCAAGUGGUUCCAGGCUCGUGCCAAUGGCCUGCAGUCGUGCGUGGUGGUCAUCCGGGUCCUCCGAGACCUAUGCCAGCGUGUGCCCAGCUGGGGGGCCCUGCCGAACCGGGCAAUGGAGCUGCUGGUGGAGAAGGCACUGAGCAGUGCCACAGGGCCCCUGGGCCCCGGUGACGCCAUGAGGAGGGUCCUGGAGUGCGUGUCUGCGGGCAUGCUCCUGGCCGAUGGACCUGGGCUGCAGGACCCCUGCGAGCGUGACCCACAGGACGUCCUGGACUCCAUGACGAGACAGGAGCGGGAGGAGGUCACGGCCAGCGCCCAGCACGCCCUGCGCAUGCUGGCCUUCCGGAAGAUCCACAGGGUCCUGGGCAUGGACCGGCUGCCGAAGAGCAGGUCCCGCGCGCACUUCCAGAAGAGGCUGCGGGACGAGGCGGAGGCCGAGGCGCGCCAGAGCGGGAGGAAGCGGGGCCGGAGGGGCGGGGACCGGCCUGCCUGA